CAAUCCCCGCACUUCUCGCCUCCGGGACGUUUUAAUUAUCUUCCGCCAAAUGCCAAGUCCGCUCUCCGCCACUGAAGUCCAAACAGUGUCUCAAGAAUGUGAGGAGACAGAAUCGUGAACCACUGAGAUGGCAGGAUAAAUGAGAUAUCACCUAUUCUCUAGCGCAAACAUGAAAUUGGGUAGCAUCAUAGAUAUUCUCACAUUUGCCACGAUAAGGGGUGAUUGAUAUUCAGGGAUGAAAUUGUCAAGGUUCAAGGUCAAGGUACCCUAGAACCCCCGAAGCCCCUGUUAGUGCGGCGGAGUUUUGGCGGGCUUUCCGCUGCGCCGUUAUCCGACAAUGCAUCUUGCAGUGCAGGUUUCAAUCAAUUGAGAUCUGUUCAAUUAAGAAUCGAUAUGGAGACAGCGCAAUCAAGUAGAAGAAAAGCGUGCGAUUAUUGUGUGUCGCGGAAGAUUAAAUGCGACGGGCGCAAACCGACAUGCUCUAAUUGCACGCUAUACGCUGUUACCUGCAAGACGACUGUAACAAGUCGUAGAAAGGCGCCUCGCAAUGGUGGAAUCACUCCGGCACCCAUAGCGCAAUCUGAGACUCAACCCGAUCGUAUGGCCUCUCUUGAAGAGCGCUUAGCUAACAUUGAGGCUCUGCUCACCGCGCUUGGGGGACAAACAACACAGCCUGGACUCGACAUUUCUCUCAGCGAUAUUGAUGCUUCUGGGUCCUCGAAUAAUUGGGGCAUUUCGCCGAUUCAGACACCUUUGGACGUAGCCCAUUGCGACGAUGCAGCCCUCUUAAACGCGAACUCUCAAUUGACCAAGGCUGCGACCUCAGAUCAGCUCGAGCUCGCUCCUCUGUCAGAAGUCCUCCCACUUGUGGACAACUAUUUCCGUAAUUACAACACCAUAGUCCCACUAUUCGACGAGAAUGCAUUCAUGCGCAUGCUUCUCGAUUGGUACUCUUCAUCAACAAAACGCUCUAUGGUCACAUGGGCUGCUAUAAAUGUCGUCUUGGCCAUCAAUUAUCGCAUCCUUGAGGGAAAGACAAUGGACGACCCUGCAUUUUCCAAAAGUAUUCGCAAUGUACGUUCUGUAAUGUCAGAGCUAAUGACGCAAGGCCAGGACUUGAUGGGAUUGCAAGUGCUUCUGGGCAUGGUGAUCCUGUUUCAAGGGUCUUCAGAGGUCCAACUCGCUAUCGUUUUAACUGCGAGUGUCAUUCGGCUUGCGCAAAGUCUCCGGCUGAACUCGAAGAAGGCGCUGAAAGGACUCCCGAAAUCAGAGCAAGCACAUAGAACCCGUCUGUUCUGGCUUUCGUACAUCUAUGACAGGGAAAUGGCCCAAAAGUCCCAAUGCCCGUAUCACCAGCCCGACAGUGAAACAGACAUGGACCUACCAGAAGCAGACCCUGAAGACAAUCUCGGUGUCAUUACCUCAUCGACUGACACCAUUCGGUUCAACUACCUCCGUUCAUGCGCCAAGUUUGCAUUCAUCCAAGGAAAAGCCCAUGAUGUUCUCUACAGCCAACAGUCCCAUACCCUCACACCAGAAAAGAAAGCCAGCUCAAUCACCCGUGUAGAAGAGAUGCUACAAGAAUGGGUGGACGAAAUACCCCCUGAGCUUCGCACCACAGAGGGUAUUGGGAAGAGGCUAUCCCCAGUAGCUAGGGAUAUGAUGACGAACUUAUGGUCUCGCCACAUUGAGACCCGGAUCAAGAUUCACUCGAUAUUUACCUUUGAAGAUACAUGGAUCAACAGAGUGAGGCGGUAUUUGUCACCCGCUGUGAUAGAUAUCAGCGACGACGUUGAUGGGGAGGUUAGAAGAGCGGAUCUUACGCCUCUACCAGCGGGGUGGGAGGAAUGUGUCGGAUAUAGUCGAGUCUGUUUGGAGUUACUCAGUUCGGCAAAACUGACAGAGUAUAUUCUAUGGCUACAUACAUGCACCGCACUCCCAUGCCUGAUCCUCAUCAUAGUCAACAUGAUCGAGUUUCCCGACCACGAUCUUGUUACUCAAGAUAGGAAGCUUUUGGAUAGUUGUUUUGGAGCCUUUGACGAUAUGAUCAAAUAUCUGCCCAAAGAGCCGUUUGGCACAAUAUUAUCUAUUUCUCAUCAGUUGGAUCGAAGGGCCAGGGGGCAGGUUUACCGCACUAUGUUGACGAAAGGGGAUAUAUCUUAUGACGGUGAUUUCCAGAUGAGUCCUUCGACUGCGUGGGCGCUUUUGGAUGACAUCGAGUUUCAGUAAGGGAAGACCUGCUCACCAUAUUAUCAAGCAUUAGUUCAGUCCAAUCCCAUACAAUGUCUUGAAUCCUAGCUUACCUU
Fusarium redolens is the source of this 2306-nucleotide messenger RNA. RefSeq names its product fungal-specific transcription factor domain-containing protein. Gene Ontology annotation, molecular function: zinc ion binding; DNA-binding transcription factor activity, RNA polymerase II-specific; DNA binding. Lineage: Eukaryota; Fungi; Ascomycota; Sordariomycetes; Hypocreales; Nectriaceae. Bases 394 to 2229 code for a protein of 611 amino acids. The transcript has 5 exons. The record is from RefSeq and is a predicted model, not a curated record. Gene Ontology annotation, biological process: DNA-templated transcription; regulation of DNA-templated transcription.